CAUAGAUAUAGAUACUAUAUAGAAUAAUAAAUUACUAUUCAAAUGUCUGCGAUGACAAUGGGCACAAAUCUGAGCAGACUCCAAAUGAAAAGCAAAGCUCCCCAAGUAGUUGAGGAAAUUGAGGGCCUCAUUAAGGUAUACAACGACGGCCACGUGGAGCGCCCCGAAAUCGUGCCAAAUGUCGGGUGCUCAUUGGCCCCUGACCUCGGGGUCACUUGCCGCGAGGCGAUCAUCGACCAGUACACCCAUCUCUGGGCACGCAUCUACGUCCCAACCGCCGCCAACAAACUGCCCUUGCUCCUCUACUUCCACGGCGGCGGAUUCUGCGUCGGCUCCGCAUCCUGGAGCUGCUACCACGAACUUCUCCCCAAGCUCGCCGCCAGAGCCGCCUGCGCCGUUGUCUCCGUCAACUACAGGCUGGCGCCGGAGCACCCCCUCCCCGCCGCCUACGACGACGGCGUCAAGGCGGCGGUCUGGGCCAAGCAGCAGGAGUUCGCCGGCGAGUGGUGGGCCGGAAGAUGCGAUUUCUCUCGAUUCUUCCUCGGCGGCGACAGCGCCGGCGCGAACAUCGCUUAUAAUGUGGGGCUGAGGGCGAAUUCAGCCGGCGUCGGAGUCAGGGGUUUGGUGUUGAUACAGCCGUUUUUCGGCGGCGAGGCGCGGACGCGGUCGGAGAUGUGCGCGGCGCGGCCGGCGGCGGCGCUGACAGUGGCGGCGUCGGACGCGUACUGGCGGAUGGCGCUGCCGGCGGGGGCGGGGCGCGACCACCCGUGGUGCAGUGCGGCGGGAUCGGCGGGGGAGAUGCGGCAGGCGGGGGCGGCGGUGUUGGUUUGCGUGGCGGAGGCGGAUAUAUUGAGGGAUCGGAAUUUGGAAUUUUGCGGCGGAUUGGCGAGGGAAGGGGUGAGGGUGGAGCAAGUGGUGAGUAAAGGCGUUGGGCAUGCUUUUCAGAUUCUGAAUAAGUCGCAAUUGGCUCAAACGCGACUUCAUGAGUUGUUGUCGCAUGUAAAGAAUUUUGUGGGUAGAUGAUCAUGAGUGGAAUUUCUAGGCCUCUCACCUUUUUUUAUGACUUGUUUGUAAUUGGUGUUAGAAUUAGAGAAUAUUGAGAAGCCUUUUACAAACAGUAGAUAUAUGGGAGACAAUAUGUUUAAAAAAAAAAUCAGACAUGACUAUCCGUUCCUACCACAAACAGGCAGAUAGUCCGAUUCGAUUCACCAUUUAAAAUCACCGUUAUGUUACUGAUGUGAACCACUGAACCGGACCGUUGGAGGGCAGAAAACUUAUCAUUUUUGCAAA
Messenger RNA from Salvia hispanica, 1290 nucleotides. Its product is annotated as putative carboxylesterase 6. NCBI's taxonomy places the organism in Eukaryota, Viridiplantae, Streptophyta, Magnoliopsida, Lamiales, Lamiaceae. Gene Ontology annotation, molecular function: hydrolase activity. The record is from RefSeq and is a predicted model, not a curated record.